AUGAUUUAUUCUCCUUCAUUUAAUAUUUUUAUCAGUUCAAGUUUCUUUCGACCUCGAAACAUUAUUGGAGGCAUCACAAAACUUCAACAUAAAUUCCUAUCAACGAUGCAUCAAGAACCACCUUCUUUGAAAGAAAUCAACAUUUUGAAGGAUAGUGUGAAUCCAAAUGUUUUCAAUGUCCAGCUUAAUCGUGCAGAGAAGCGGAAUACUUUUACUGACAGUUUUUGGAGGGAAUUAAAAACAGCUUUUUCUUAUUUGACGGAAGAACCAGCAUGUAGAUCUAUUGUCUUAUCUGCGAAUGGGCCUGUUUUCUGUGCUGGUAUUGAUCUAAAAGAAGGAAUAGUGGAAACUUCAAAAAUAAUGUCAAACGAGGAAUUGGAUGUUGCAAGAAAAUCUCGUUCUAUAAGAGAAUUGAUUAAGCGCUAUCAGGAAAGUUUUUCAUCUUUAGAGGAGUGUCCAAAACCAGAAGUUGAUAUUGGAAUAGCAGCAGAUGUUGGAAUAUUACAACGAAUUCAUACAAUUGUAGGAAAUGAUAGUUGGUCGAGAGAAAUGGCUUUUACUGGAAGGGACGCGAGUGCAGAUGAAGCGAUGAGAAUGGGUUUUUAUAAAAAUUUAGGUACUACUGAAGAAAAGGGUGCUUUUUCUGCGGACUUAUUUUGCGGACUUUUCCUUUCCUUUUCAUGUUUUACUUGUAGCAACUAA
This is a messenger RNA of Meloidogyne enterolobii, 702 nucleotides long. The record is from the annotation of a GenBank genome assembly. NCBI's taxonomy places the organism in Eukaryota, Metazoa, Nematoda, Chromadorea, Rhabditida, Meloidogynidae.